Molecule: messenger RNA, 195 nt
Organism: Puccinia triticina
Lineage: Eukaryota; Fungi; Basidiomycota; Pucciniomycetes; Pucciniales; Pucciniaceae
Exons: 2
Coding region: 1-195 (64 amino acids)
Source: RefSeq, a predicted model, not a curated record
AUGGACAUGGGAUCUUCGUCCUCAAAAUCCUUGUCAUCUACUCCACCUCCAACCGCACAAGAAUCCACCCGUCUCACCAGCGCCAGGCCCUGCUGCAGUUCCAGCCUCAGCGCCCGGCAGCCUUUCCACCGAGCCUCCAACCAACAACUUGUCCUGCGGUGCGGAUGGACCUCUCUUGCCAUCAAAGAAUCUUGA